Messenger RNA from Astyanax mexicanus (Mexican tetra), 2290 nucleotides. RefSeq names its product zinc finger protein 503. The record is from RefSeq and is a predicted model, not a curated record. Gene Ontology annotation, biological process: negative regulation of DNA-templated transcription. Gene Ontology annotation, cellular component: nucleus. Lineage: Eukaryota; Metazoa; Chordata; Actinopteri; Characiformes; Acestrorhamphidae. Bases 216 to 1817 code for a protein of 533 amino acids. The transcript has 2 exons.
GUCGCGGACAGAGCAGCAGCAGCGCGCGCCUGUGUGAGCUGAGCGCGGUUACGAUGGAAAGCGACUUUUCUCGCGAUCUGAACAGAAGCAGGAGCGCGAGAGCAGUUUAUUAGAACAGCACUGAUAUCUUAACUCUUCACUGAACACGCAGCACGCUGUUAUUUGUGUAUGGGAGAAUUCCCGGAUGCUUCCCGCGCGCGCAUGGCUGUAGGGUCAUGAUCGCUCUGCCUCCGGACUCUGUGGGAGCGAGCUCGCGGGGUCCGCUGUGGAGGGGUGGGUUAGAGGAGGCGGGGAGAGGCUGCAGACAGCUCGCGGCUCCGGGGGAUCCGGACCGGCAGCGGCACCGCGUACCCAUCCGCUUAAUCAGCAUGCUGACCGCCCGGGGGCACGGGGGGCACCACCCGGACUACCUGCACCCCCUGCCCUCCACCCCCACCAGUCCCAUAGAGCUGGAUGCCAAGAAGAGUCCCCUGGCCCUCCUGGCACAGACAUGUUCUCAAAUCGGGAAGCCUGACACUCCACCCUCCUCUAAACUCCCCAGUCAGUCUGGUAGCAAGGACUCUAAAUCUGCACCGCUAAAGAUCAGCGACAUUGGAGCGGAAGAUAAAUGUAGUUUUAAACCCUACGCCAAGUCCCCAGACAAGAAAAGCUCACCUUCGAGCGGAGAUAAGUGCGGUUUCCGGGUGCCGAGCGCCCCCUGUCGCCCAUUCACCCCAGGGGUGGGAAGGCCAAGCUCAUGCAGCCCUUCUUCUCCUCAGGUCACAGACUCUAAAUCAGGAGAUAGAGAAGAGAAGAAGGAAUCUGAGAAUCAUAAUAAAGCAUCUCCAGGUGAGGGAUCUGGUUUGGUAAGCUCCAGUAGUGGUUCAGGGGUCAGUGGUGAGACAAGUCAACAGCAGGAAACGUCCAAGACCUCUACAUCUGAAACAACCAUUGUUUCUUCAGCGUCAUCAAGCAUUGGGUCUGGACUGGUGGCUCCAGUUUCUCCGUACAGGGCUGGUCACACCGUUUUCCCUCUAGCCCCUGCUGGAGUAUCGUUCCCUGGUGGAUUGGCAGGGGCGUAUGCCAGCUACCCCCAGCAAUUCCUCUCCCAUGGUGUGACACUGGACCCAACCAAGUCUAGCAGUCAGUUGCUAAGUGCGCAAUUAGCUGCUGCUAGCUCGCUAGGUAGUAAAACUGGGACAAGCCCACUGACUGGAGCUUCUCCACCAUCCAUCAUCUCAGCGGGCCUGUGCCGAGACCCAUAUUGCCUUAGCUAUCACUGCGCUAGCCAGCAUUUACCAGGUGCUGCUAGCGCUAGCGGCGCACAUGAUUCCCAUGCAGCUCUAAAAUACCCUCUGCUUUACCCCACUCACUCCCUGCCUGGAAUCCCUUCCUCCGCCACGUUAAGCGGUCACCCGUUGUACCCCUACGGCUUCAUGCUCCCUAACGACCCACAGCCACAUGUCUGCAACUGGGUUUCUGCUAACGGACCUUGCGACAAACGCUUCUCCUCUUCGGAAGAUCUGCUGAAUCACCUGCGGACUCAUACCGCAUUUGUUGGAACGGACAAGUCAAUUGCAGGAUAUCCAGGGUCACCGUCCUUAGCGGCUGCUAUGGCCUGCCACAUGCACAUACCCCCAACCGCGGGUCCUGGAGGUCCCGGGGUUCCUGGGGGUCCACUGGCACUCAGAACCCCACAUCAUGCGCUAGGACUUGGUCGCUAUCAUCCUUAUUCCAAAAGCCCCCUGCCAGCCCCUGGUGCCACAGGGUCCUAUUACACCCCCUAUGGGCUGUACGGACAGAGACUGACCACUGCGUCCACCCUGGGCUACCAGUAAACCCCAGAACUCUGGAUUUUGUAAAGGAGGAUGAGAUUAUUAAUAAAAUAACUGAGUGUCCAUCUCAGGACUGGAUCUUAUUUAUUUACGUUAGAUAGAAGUAAAAAAAAUAAAUAAAUCAACAACAAAAAAUUACAUUCAUGACAGACUUCAAGUGCUUUAUUUGAAAAUAUGAACUGAAUUGAUAUGAAAGUUUGGUCCCAGAUGCCUUGCUCUCUAUAGUCUUCAUAAAAAAUGUAAUGAAGCUUAUAUAUUUCAAUGUGUUAGACAGAGAAAAAAAGGUCUGUACUGUUAAACUCAGGGAACAUUAAAAGGCCAUUAAAACAUUCCUGUAAUCUGUUUUACUGUUAUUGAUAAUGUUAUAAAAGGAGAGCCGGUGAACAAAUUGUAGAGGAUUUUAAUAUAACUUGCUUUUUCUAUAGGCCGAUAUGUGUAUCUCAUUUCUUUGAAUAAAUUAUGUGAGAUUAAAAGUA